Messenger RNA from Drosophila ananassae, 852 nucleotides. Its product is annotated as transmembrane protein 138. Bases 103 to 726 code for a protein of 207 amino acids. The record is from RefSeq and is a predicted model, not a curated record. Gene Ontology annotation, cellular component: cilium. NCBI's taxonomy places the organism in Eukaryota, Metazoa, Arthropoda, Insecta, Diptera, Drosophilidae. The transcript is spliced from 3 exons.
UUAAAUUGAAUAUGAAACUGGGUACUGAUUCAAAAAUUUAAAUAUAUCCUCCACUUUUAUCGAAACCACUUUGUAAUCGAUAACCACUGGGUUUAACGGGAUAUGCGCAUGCCUGCGUGGGCGCCUUUGACGUCACUAAGGAAAAGGACACAACAAACUCCGGACUGUCCAAACACAACAAAAAGGCAAUACACUCCCCCCAUCAAAAAGUUUUCAACAAAAUUUGCAAUGAAGCUAACCUUGAGAAGAUACUCCUGGAUCCUGAUGCUCCAGUUUGCCCUCUUGGGAGUGGAUCUAUUCUUCAAUGCUUUUGGAGCUUCGCUGGCGAGGAAUCGAUUGCAAACUGCUAUACUAUUCUUUGUCAUCCAGGAUGUCCUGAUCAUCGCUGAAUAUGUCCUAUUUACCUUCACCCUCCACUCGACCUGUGUGCACCAGGUGGGUGCCUCGCACAUCAUCCUGCGCAACUGCAAGCUCUUCCUGGUCAGCGUCACCAUCUACUUCCUGCUGUCUGCCUCGCAGCACUUCUGGAUCGUCUCCCAAUAUCGCUUGGCUCCGGGAAAUGAGACAACCGAGUGGCCCCUUGGAUUGAUUGCCCUGUCUGUGAUCCAGCGUAUAGUUUCGGUGUUUUAUUACUACAGCUGCAAGUCCACAGCACUAACCAUGGCCGAUCCUCGCUUCAAGGAGGAGUAUGUGGACUGGAUUGUUGAGCAGUUGGGUGAUAAGUAAUGGGAUUGGAAAGGGAUAGAUUCUAGAUAGGAAGGGCAAUUAUAAAUUGGUAAUGGGAAGUGCAAAUCAAGUGUAAAACAUUUAAAUAAAUCUUAGUUAUGCGUAAAGAUUAGUUGUUUAAUUUAU